Molecule: messenger RNA, 1359 nt
Organism: Colletotrichum karsti
Lineage: Eukaryota; Fungi; Ascomycota; Sordariomycetes; Glomerellales; Glomerellaceae
Exons: 1
Coding region: 1-1359 (452 amino acids)
Source: RefSeq, a predicted model, not a curated record
AUGCAACCCGACGAGGACUCUCAGGCGAGCAGCAACCGAACGCGGAAAAGUCGGCGCACGUCGGACUUGACUGGGACGCAAAUUGCCCGCAAGCGUGCUAUGGACCGUUCCAACCAGAGAACGCACAGGGCCAAGAACAAAGCUACCAUCGCAGUGCUGGAGAACAAGCUUGCCGAGCUCACCUUUCAACUGAACGAGGCCAAGACCCAGCUUGCUAAGCAAGAUGAAAUUAUCAGGAGCUUUGGUAUGGGCGCGAAUGACGGCUUCUCCCAGGACACCACGACUCUUCCUUCAGUAGCAAGUCUCGGCGGUCCUCCUGGAGCAGAGUUGCCACGAUCAACAGCCAGUCUUGGCGAGCAAAGUGGUUCAGGGACACAUGGUGUUGAGACAUCCAGGCAUUACGAUAUCUGUGAUGAGACUCUGGCGUUGGACCCUCGUCAAGACGUGUUCAAUCCCUUCACUGACAUUGAUAAAUGCUUCGACGACUGGGCAUUUGAGCUGGACUUUGGAGCUCAAACGGAUUUCUUCAAUCAAGACAUGUUCAACUUCUUGAUUGGAGCGAGACCGGAUUCUCCCGAUCAACAGAAAGCCUUAAGAAAGGGCAUGACGGAAACAGACCCUGAGUUCAACAGUGACGAGCGUAGCCCGGAACGGUCUAUCGGCUCGCCAUUUCAAGCUCAAGAGGAGCUCUCUGAGAAGAAUACUCCUUGGAGACUCAUACCACCCAACCUCCCGCCUAAGACACCAUUAGACAAAAUCAUCGUCAACAGCUCUCGGCGAGGGCGUAAACUCUUUCUUCAAACCCGCGGCCGACGACGCACUGAGCUAUCUGAACCAUGCUUUCCCAGCAUCUCACCCUUGGUCAACCGGACACCUAGCGACGGCGUACCGCGUCCAUUAUCAGAUGAGCUUGCUGCCCAAGUCCAGGGCUCGCCAUUCAAGUUCCUGGUCGAGCGCUUGGCUUUCAUGUACAAGCUCUCGCAUCUCAUUCGCUGGCUCAUGUGCCAGACCAAGGAGACCUACGAAGCCAUGCCGACAUACAUGCGGCCAACGCAGCUGCAACUGACUGUGCCGCAUCCCGCAUGGAUCGAUGCCAUCACAUGGCCAGGAGCGCGGGAUGAGAUCAUCACGAAGAUGAACUGGGAGUCGGAAUUCAACCUCUUCCAGAGGCUGACCGGGCAGACCGUGUCAGUGAACUGGCCAUAUCCUGACUCGGGUGCGUUCAUGGAGUCUAGCGACGGGCAGGUACUCACGCUACAUCCGCUGUUCGAGGCGCAUGUUAGACAGGAGGAGAACUGGACUUGUGGACAGGAAGUUGGAGCUGCGUUUGCAUUUAUGAGGAGCUAUUCCACAAAGUAG